This is a messenger RNA of Candidozyma auris, 2223 nucleotides long. Its product is annotated as putative carboxylic ester hydrolase. The record is from RefSeq and is a predicted model, not a curated record. Gene Ontology annotation, molecular function: glycerophospholipase activity; metal ion binding. Gene Ontology annotation, cellular component: cytoplasm. Bases 1 to 2223 code for a protein of 740 amino acids. The transcript has a single exon. Lineage: Eukaryota; Fungi; Ascomycota; Pichiomycetes; Serinales; Metschnikowiaceae.
AUGGGAUUGAUGAGGUUGAUCCGAGCUCCAUUGGUUAUCAAUCGUUCACGUACAGCCCUAUACCUCAUAAGGCCGUAUUCGAAGAAAACCGAUCCUACUCCUAAGUGGUUCUAUUGUUCUGACGCUCCCUUGACGAGACCUGAAUGGUUUGAGUAUACAGAUGAUGAAAAACCGAAAAAAUUCAUUCCCUUCUCUGAACAUGACGAGAAAAAGCUAGAGAAAGCGUACAGACAGAAAGCAAGUUCUGUGGAGGUGAAGGAAGAUCGUUUGUUUGAAGUAGAUCUAAAUGAUAUGGUUCUCUCUCCUGUUUAUUGGGAGGGUCCCACAUACGAAGUGAGAAGAGGAAUUUGGUUUCAAAGCGAUGGAACGCCGCUCUCAAGUAAAGUGGCGAAGAAGAUCGAGGAAAAUUACCUUCGUCGACGCCCUACUUUGCAUACCAACGAGGAUAAAUCGUCCAAUGGUAAGCAGUCCAAGGAUGCGGUUGCAAAAUUCAAUAAGGAGAUUAAGGAGCUUAAGGACAAGGUUUCCUCUGACACAAUAGACUUCUCAAAAGAGAAAGAUGUUGCUGAGUUAGGAGAUGGCGAAGCUGUAAUAUAUUUUGACAAGACUCAGGCAGCCUUGUUUCCCUCCGGCAUCAAUACUUUGCAGUUGGACGUCAUUCGCAAGUUGGGGUCAAAAAGCGGGACACUAAUGGGUGUGACUUCAAUCCAGCGAGGCUUCUCUGAUGAUCUCAACUCAAGUAUCAUCGACAGUAUCAAAUCUCCACCAGUGCCUUCGUUGACGGACAUUUUCCUGAAAGAGGUGUCGAACCUAUUCUCCCUGCAAAAGCUGCAAGACAGCAUUUCGGCUCAGAAUAUCAAGGAGGAUGAAAUGCUUCAGUCUGUGAUGGAGUCUGAUUUUGAGGAUUUGAAGACGACUAGGGAAACUGAUAGACAAAUCGAUCAUCUCAUGCUAUGUGUUCAUGGUAUCGGUCAAAUCUUGGGACACAAGUAUGAGUCUGUAAAUUUCACUCACAGCACCAACGUAUUGAGAUCUACAAUGAAGGAAGUAUAUGAAAAUGAAGACAAGUACAAAAGGCUUGCCCAUGGGGAUUCUUUCGACGAAAAUAACAAGCAGCAUGCCUCAAACAAUAGGAUUCAAACCCUUCCUAUUACUUGGAGACACAAGGUAUUGUUUCACCCCAGAAAACGUAUAGAUGAUUCGGGAAACCUUGGAGACAAGCGACUCCCCAGUUUAUCUGACAUUAAUGUGGAUGGGGUGAAACCUCUUAGAAACAUUGUUGGUGAUGUUAUCCUUGACGUACUUCUCUACUACGAACCAAAGUUCAGAAACCAGAUUUUAAAAAUUGUAACCGAGGAGCUCAAUAGAGUGUACAGACUUUACAAAGAGAGGAAUCCGGACUUUAAUGGAAAGAUCCACAUUUUGGGUCAUUCUUUGGGAUCUGCAAUUGUCUUCGACUUGGUGUCAAUGCAAAGAGAGGGAGACCAUGAGUAUAAAUUAGAUUUUGAUGUCGAAAACCUCUUUUGUGUGGGUUCCCCUGUCGGUAUGUUCAAGUUGCUUCAAAGAAAGAACAUCGUAUCGAGGUUGAGCGUUCACGAUGACUUUGAUCCACUGAAUGAUGAGCUCAAAAUGACAUCGCCCAAAUGCAAAAAUUUAUAUAACUUGUUUCAUCCGUGUGACCCAAUUGGUUAUCGAAUGGAACCUCUUGUGAAGCCAGAAUUCUCCAAUAUGAAGCCCGAAGAAGUCCCCUUCGCAUUGAACGGUUUCAAUACGCAAAUAAAGAGUUUGACAACUUUUGGGGAUGAAGUGCAACAAAAAAUAUUCUCUAAUUGGUUUGGAUCUAAAAAGAACGGGAAAGCUCUUAAAGAAGUCAAAGAUGGAGAACCAAAGGCCUCCAUUGCAAAUGAGAACGCCUUGGGCGAUAUCAUCACGACCUUAGCAAGUCCGAUCUCUAAUGGCAAGAGCGACACCGAAGAUGAGGAAGUAACAGAUAAAUAUCUUUCCAGAAGCGAUGUGAAUCUAUUAACGGAGUUGAACCGUACCGGGAGGAUUGACUACUCAUUGCCAACUGGAGUUUUUAGCAUUGCGCUCAUAUCAGCAAUUAGUGCACAUGUGUCAUACUUCGAAGACUAUGAUACCGCAGGUUUUGUUAUGAAGGAAAUCCUUUCUUGUUCGAGCAAUCCUGUUGACACUAAGAAGGUUCAAGUAUAUAAAGAUUUAUAG